This is a messenger RNA of Drosophila kikkawai, 1119 nucleotides long. Lineage: Eukaryota; Metazoa; Arthropoda; Insecta; Diptera; Drosophilidae. The record is from RefSeq and is a predicted model, not a curated record.
AUGUGGUCUCGACACAUCUUUCGAGGGCCAGUCUCAAAAACGGAAGACUGGCUUAGGUUGAGAACAUAUCUGGCAUUGUGCAAAAAUGUAUUUAAAUACAAAUUAUUAACUAUUCUUUUUUUUUUGUGUAUUAAGUUACAUCCGAAGGGGUGGAAGAAAUAUUUCUCCCCGCUUGCAACGGUCUUGCAAUCUACCAGUAAAAGGAUGCAAAGCUUCGGUACCAUCUUCCUUUGGGCGCUGGCUGCCUGCACUCUAUGGAAAGGAUCCUUGGCGACGAGCCUUCGGGGUGGCUAUAUGUUCCAAUUAGACGAUAUGAGUACCAAUCAGUCCGAUAGCAUUUGUGUCCCUGAACUACGAUCUGUGUUAAACGACGUCGUGCAGACCCAGAACCAAGGGAAUACGAACACCCGUGAAUCUGACAACGAAAUCAAAUCGAAGCUGGAGACAUUGGAGGUAAAAAUUGGGGAAGUGCGGGCCAAGUUUCCUCAGGAGGUGCAUGCCAAGCUGGAAGGACAACUACAAGGAGUGGAAAAUAAGCUGGAAAGACGACUACAAGGUCUGGAAGGACAGCUUCAGGAGGUGCUAACCAAACUGGAGGCUAAAAUGGAUGAAAGUCUCCUUGCGGUACCAAAAAUGAUUGAAACCCAACUUCAGGCGGUUGUAAAUCAACUGCAGGCAGUGUCGAACAAAAUAGAUGAUUCAAAGGUGGCAGUCCCGGCUUCAUCCACGACUACUAUUCCAUCUGGAUUCAGCCUAAUCGGUUCUAGGUAUUUUCUAAUAGAAGACAUAACAGAGAAUUGGGAGACUGCUGAGAGAAGGUGUCGUGAGAUGGGAGGGUACUUAGCCUCCUUUCGAAAUGAAGAUGAAAUCAGGGCCAUUACACAAAUACUUACAGAUAGGAAAGCCUAUUGGCUAGGCAUUAAUGAUCGCGAUAAAGAGGGCCACUUCGUAUCUGUGGCCUCACAAAAGCCAGCACCAUUUUUAAAGUGGGCUCGGGGAGAACCAGACGACACAAACCAUGAGCAGAACUGCAUCUAUUUGUAUAAAGGCAAAAUGAGUGACAUAGAUUGUAAAACAGAUGCCGUUUAUUUUAUUUGCCAGGCGGACAAAGAAACUUAG